GCACCCCUGCCGGCAUGGAAGAACGCGGCGAUUCCGAGCCCAGCCCGGGCUGCAGCGGUCCGAGACCCGGCGGCGCUCUCGGUGGCGGUGGCGCCCACCCAUGGGCCCCGGAGGACGCCUGGAUGGCCACUCACCCAAAGUAUUUAGAAAUGAUGGAAUUAGAUAUAGGAGAUGCUACCCAAGUUUAUAUAGCAUUCCUGGUGUACCUGGACCUCAUGGAGAGUAAGAGUUGGCACGAAGUGAACUGCGUGGGGCUACCCGACCUCCAGCUCAUCUGCCUCGUCGGCACCGAGAUAGAGGGAGAGGGGCUGCAGACGGUGGUGCCCACGUCCGUCCAUGCUUCCCUCAGCCACAACAGGAUAAGGGAGAUCUUGAAGGCCUCUCGAAAAUUGCAGGGUGACCCGGACUUGCCGAUGUCCUUUACUUUGGCCAUAGUGGAGUCCGACUCCACCGUAGUCUACUACAGACUUACCGACGGGUUCAUGCUGCCGGACCCUCAGAAUAUUUCCCUCAGAAGAUGACGCCUGCGCUUCGGGGCCGACUUUAUUCACACGAGGUUGGAUCUGAGACCCAUCGACCUGCGUGAUCUUCAUCUCAGAGACGGUCGGGGUGGACCCAGCUGGUCCCACCCCAUAGUUUCUGCCUGAAAUAUAAAACUUUCCCCAAUAGGAGAAAUUUUUGUUGUUCAGAAAUAUGGGACAGUUGCUCUAAGACUUUCUUACCUGGAGACAGCUUGGUUACAGUUGCACCAGUUUACACUUCGGGUGUGCUACAAGGGGUGGAAUGCGUGGCUCCUCUGGCACCCCCACUUGUACCUGCCCCCCACCCCCGUCCACCACAGCUGUGAGCUCGUCAUUGAGACUGCCACCUCGCUCCCCCACUCAGCCCGCUCGGUGCCCGUGGCCACUGCAGCCGGCCGGGACGCCGCUCAUGUCCACCUUGAUGGCUGAGAGUUCAGUCUGCUGCUUCAUCCCACAGGAAGUAAAACAUUUCUCAGUUGUUUUUAAUGUUGCAACUACUGUUACUUUCCUCUUAGGUGAAAACUAUAAAUACACUUAUCCACAGGGUGAACCCACACGUCUGGGUUAAUAAGGAGCCGAGAAGUGUCGCCUCCAGAGUACUGGGCCUCCUUUCCCUCCCUGUUGCCACGGCCGCAGGAGACGAGAGAAAUAGUGGGGGCAGGGUCGGCCUUAAAGACGUCCUGACGAAGUAGACCCAGACAUUCCACUUUCGUAUAAUAUACUCCAGUUCAGUUGGCUAAAGUGUAAAAAAUGAUAUACACAGAGAUGUUCUAAGUAACAAUUAUAACCCUAAAUUCAGGGCUCAAUAAACUUUUUCUGUGAAGGUCCAGAAAAUGAAUAGUUGAGGCUUUGCAAGCCAUACCGUCUCUGUCACAGCUCUGCAGCUCUGCAGCUUGCAGCACAAAAGUCACAGUAGACCGUAGGUGAACAAAUGGGCAUGGAUGGCUGUGUUCUAAUAAAACUUUAUUUACAAAUGCAGGCAUAUACACACACAGUGGUACAUUAUAUAGUCAUUAAAAAUUAGUAAAAAAUAUAGUGAACAAAAAAUACUAAGUAAAAAAGCAAGAUAUGAAAGUGUGUGAAUGGGUGUAUUCAUGGCUGUAAGUAACACACCCAACGUGUAAUAAAACAACAGAAUGAAUCACUAACCGGUUAUAUAAUAGAAUGGCAGGGCAGUAAAUGGAUGACUUGGUUUUUCUUCAGUAUUUGUUUUCCUUUAUUUGUAUUUUAUAAUAAAAGUUUUUCUAAAAAAAUA
Molecule: messenger RNA, 1776 nt
Organism: Phyllostomus hastatus (greater spear-nosed bat)
Lineage: Eukaryota; Metazoa; Chordata; Mammalia; Chiroptera; Phyllostomidae
Gene: TSEN15
Product: tRNA splicing endonuclease subunit 15
Exons: 5
Coding region: 15-521 (168 amino acids)
Biological process (GO): tRNA splicing, via endonucleolytic cleavage and ligation
Molecular function (GO): nucleic acid binding
Source: RefSeq, a predicted model, not a curated record